This is a messenger RNA of Serinus canaria (Common canary), 1227 nucleotides long. It is a transcript of the gene PGLS, whose product is annotated as 6-phosphogluconolactonase. Gene Ontology annotation, biological process: pentose-phosphate shunt; carbohydrate metabolic process. The record is from RefSeq and is a predicted model, not a curated record. Gene Ontology annotation, molecular function: 6-phosphogluconolactonase activity. Lineage: Eukaryota; Metazoa; Chordata; Aves; Passeriformes; Fringillidae.
ACUUUAGAACAGCGGCGUUCCCAAGGAUCCAGGAGGAACCCAGCAGAAUUCCCAGGAAUUUCCUGGAAAAUUGCGACUUUUUUCUGAGGGAAACCAGCGGAAUUCCAAGUAAAACCGGGACUCACCCUCACAGGCGCUAAUUAACUCCGACAGCGCUAAUUAACGACUAAUUCGUGCCUAAUUAACCCCUCUAGGGACUCCUUUGUGCAAGCACGAUCAUUUUUAUUGCAAUUAACCCGUUUUUAACCCGAUUUGCUCAGUUUGGUUGUGCCUGACCGCGAGGUCAUUAAAAACCAGCGACUGUGCCGCGUGCAGUGCUGCGGGGCUCGGGGGAAAAAAGCGAGGGAAGGUUUGUGUGAGGGUGAAGCGGGAGAAGGGCAGCGAGGCACCCGCGCUCCUCCGGGCAGCGCCGCCACGCGAGGCCGAGGCUUCACUAGGCCGCGCUAGGCCGCGCGUUGCUAAGCAACGCCUCGCGCUCUAACGCGACUUCCUAUAGUGGUCGCUUAGCAACGCGGCGCGCUGCUGACGUCACUUCCUCCUUCUUCCCCCCCCGGCGCCGCCAUCAUGGCGGCGGUGUCGGUGUUCCCGUCCCCAGGCGAGCUCGGCGCGGCCCUGGCGCGUUCGGUGGCGGAGGCGGCGGCCGAGGCGGUGGCGAGCGGAGGCCGCUUCACGCUGGGGCUGUCCGGGGGUUCGCUGGUGCCGCUGCUGGCGCGGGAGCUGCCGCCCGCCCUCAGCGCCCUGCCCGGCUCGGAGCCGUCCCGCUGGCUCGUGGCGUUCUGCGAUGAGCGCCUGGUGCCGCCCGAGCACCCCGAGAGCACCGGCGGCGCCUACCGGUCCCAGUUACUCUCCCAGUUUGCCCCCCCCGGCCCCCAGGUUCUCUGGGUCAGCCCCGGGCUGGGCCCGGCCGAGGCCGCCAGGGACUACGAGGAGCAGCUGAGGAAGGCGUUCCCAGGCGAGGCCAUUCCCCAGUUUGACCUGCUGCUGCUGGGUGGGCCGGACGGUCACACCUGCUCGCUCUUCCCGGGCCACGCCCUGCUCCAGGAGCAGAAUUCCCUGGUUUCAUUCCUGGAGGACUCUCCCAAGCCCCUCCCCAGCACUUCCUCCUUUCCCAGGAUUUUCCUGGUAUUUUCCCCAUUAUUUUCCCCAUUAUUUUCCUCUGCAUUUUUCCCAAUUUCCCACCAUUUUUCCCAUUAUUUUCCCCAUUUUUUCUGAUUUUUUUCCCCAUUA